AUGGACACCUCGGACCGCAGCAGUUAUGACGAUCGGUGGGGAAUGGAAAAUUCUAGAAUCCAGGCUAUGAUAGACGACAGGAUGAAGGCGUCUUUAGAGGAACACAAAACUUCAAUGCUUACAGAUAUGGAGAAAAUGCUAGAAAAGAUAAGUGGAAAUUCUAAUUUUGAGCAAAUGAAUAAGAUUUCAAGCAUAUUGAAAGGCACACAAACUUUUAAACGGAAGUCAAAUGAAGAGCAGUUUAAAUACAACUCCAAGGUUAGCAUCGCUCUAGAUGAGGCAGAUCAUUUGAUACAAUCAAACAAAUUGCAGGAGUCCAGACAAAAGAUCGCUGAAGCAAAAGAAAUGAUAUCUCAUAGACAAAAGCUCAUACGCUUAGCGGACUCGUCAGAACUGGGGUGGAGGGUAGUAAACGAGUAUGAAUCCAACCCAUUAGCCAGCGAUUCCGACGAUGAAAAAAGGAUUUAUAAGGCUGAGACGAGGGCGAACAAAAAGUUAAAGGCGGAGAAAGCUAAGAGAACUCGUGGCAGUAGAUCAUGGCCAUACCGGAAGCCAACUACAGCAUCGGCCGGCAAUGUACAAGUUUCUAAUGCUACACAACAAACGCCUCGUAGACCAGGAUUGUGCUUCGCCUGCGGGAAGCCAGGCCACUGGAAAGGAUCGUCGGAAUGUUCUGCGAACAGUUCCAAUAAUAAGAUAAGUAGUUUUAUUAGCAAUAAUUUUCAAAACGAAAAUUUAUUUCGGAUUAAAGAUCCAGAUAUCUCAUUUUCACAAAGUAAUAAUGUGGUGAAAGAGAGUGACGUCAUUACUGAAAAAAGUAGUACAAAGCAAUCGUCUCCGGUAGGUAGACUGAAGCAAAAUUUGUCCAAAUAG
Molecule: messenger RNA, 873 nt
Organism: Mercenaria mercenaria
Lineage: Eukaryota; Metazoa; Mollusca; Bivalvia; Venerida; Veneridae
Exons: 2
Coding region: 1-873 (290 amino acids)
Molecular function (GO): zinc ion binding; nucleic acid binding
Source: RefSeq, a predicted model, not a curated record